UGAGGGCAGCAGGAGUUGCUUACCUCGCAACUCCUCACUCAUUUCUCUGUACGAUUGUGGCCAGAACACAGGAUCCCUUCAGGAGUCCCACUGCUCCACAUCCGACAUCCCCACAGGUGGCAUGCCGGGACUGCUUCUUCUGGAGUCCCGAUAUGCCUUGUCAGACGACGACCUGGGGAUGGCCAACAACACGAACAGUUCGGCGCACACGGCGCAAGCCUGCAGAGACCAUCCAAAAAUCACAUCGACCUGCGAGGCGACAUUCAGCACGCGGCCCGGCGGCCGCGGGCGGGGGCGGUAUAGAGCGAGGCCGGCGGCCCCCUGCGCGAGCGGCCCGCCGCUCGAGGCCUUUCCAGCCAGACGAAACCAGAACGAGGAUGACGUCGGGCGGGGACGGAGUCGGGGAUCUUCUGACCCGGGUCAGUCCUGACCCGGGCCAGUCGGGCCUUGCAGGAUCCUGCGAGACCCUGCAAGAUCCUGCGCCCAACCCCG
Molecule: messenger RNA, 492 nt
Organism: Prorocentrum cordatum
Lineage: Eukaryota; Dinophyceae; Prorocentrales; Prorocentraceae
Source: the annotation of a GenBank genome assembly